GUCCGCUUCCCGAGUGCGCAUGCGCGCGCCCAGCCCCCUCAGGCUUGCGCUUCCCAGCAGGCCUCGCGCACGGGUUUCCAUGGCGACGGGCCGCCGCUGCGGCCUUGCUGCAGUCGCGGGAACCGCGCGGAACAGAGAAGCACCAAAAGAGGCAAACUGAGAUGCAGACAAAUGAUCAUCCGUAUGCUGAUCAUUUUGAUAGUUUUUUAAAAUAUAUUCUUUCUUUAAAAAGAGACCAAGACCUGUCAAAAAAUACUACCGUGGAAAGCUCAUAAAUACUACAGUGUGAAGAACCCUGUGCUUAUCUUCAGUUAAUCGUCAGACAUCUUAGGGAAGUUUGAUAAAGAACACCAGAACAGGAGAAUUGAGAAUUAACUGGAAAGGUAAUCCUUUUAAAGACCUCAGAAGAUGGAUCUGUUUGUUUCAAUCUGCUUUUGAGGUUGUUUGCUAUGUCUUUGGCUGAUCUAACAAAAACAAAUAUAGAUGAGCAUUUCUCCAGCGUGGCAUUAGAAAACAAUAGGAGAUCUGCAGAAUGCAAGAGAAGCCCAGGCACAGGCGAUGUUUCACGGAACAGUAAUGCUUCCGAUAAGAGUGUUGAUUAUAGCAGAUCUCAGUGCUCCUGUGGAAGUUUAAGUUCUCAGUAUGAUUAUUCAGAAGACUUUCUCUGUGAUUGUUCAGAAAAGGCCAUUAACAGAAAUUAUUUAAAGCAGCCUGUGGUUAAAGAAAAGGAGAAGAAAAAGUACAAUGUUUCUAAAAUCUCCCAAUCUAAAGUUAACAGGUGGCCUUGUUACAGAGUACCACAAUAUUUGGAUUUCACUGGCUUCUUGCCUUUCAUCUCAGCUGAAGAAUCAGUGUUUGAAUCGCCAGUGAAAUGUGAAUACCUGUCUCAACACCCCAAGAGGAUGGUCUCCAAGUCCGGCCAGAAGGAAAUCUCAGUUGAAAAAAAGCACACCUGGAAUGCAUCACUCUUUAAUUCUCAAAUCCAUAUGAUUGCCCAAAGAAGAGAUGCUAUGGCUCGUCGAAUACUCUCAGCAAGGCUUCAUAAAAUUAAAGGACUAAAAAAUGAAUUAGCUGAUACGCAUCAUAAAUUGGAAGCCAUCCUUACAGAAAACCAAUUUUUGAAACAACUUCAGCUUAGGCAUUUGAAAGCUAUAGGAAAAUAUGAGAAUUCACAAAAUAAUCUACCUCAAAUUAUGGCUAAACAUCAGAAUGAAGUAAAAAAUUUAAGGCAACUACUUAGGAAAUCCCAGGAAAAGGAAAGAACGGUAUCUAGGAAACUUAGAGAAACUGACAGCCAGUUACUGAAGACUAAAGAUACCCUGCAGGCACUGCAGAAACUUUCUGAAGACAAAAACCUUGCAGAAAGGGAAGAACUCACUCAUAAAUUAUCUAUUAUCACAACAAAAAUGGAGGCAAAUGACAAAAAAAUACAGAGCUUGGAAAAACAACUGAGGUUGAACAGCAGAGCCUUUAGUCGGCAGCUGGCUAUUGAGACUCGGAAGACUUUAGCAGCUCAAACAGCUACCAAGACUCUGCAGGUGGAAGUAAAACACCUUCAACAAAAACUUAAGGAAAAGGAUCGUGAGCUUGAAAUUAAAAACAUCUAUAGUCAUCGAAUACUUAAAAAUUUACACGACACAGAGGACUAUCCAAAAGUUUCUUCAACAAAAUCAGUCCAAGCAGACAGAAAAAGUUUGCCAUUCACAAGUAUGAGACACCAGGGAACCCAAAAAUCAGAUGUUCCACCUUUGACAACUAAGAGUAAAAAGGCAACAGGAAACAUGGAUCAUAAAGAAAAAUCAACUGAAAUAAAUCGUGAAAUUCCUCACUGUGUCAAUAAACUACCAAAGCAAGAGGAUUCUAAGACAAAAUAUGAAGAUUUAUCAAGGGAAGAGAAACAUUUGGAAGUGCAGGUACUGCUGGAGAACACUGGAAGACAAAAAGACAAAAAAGAAGACCAAGAAAAGAAAACCAUCUUUGUGAAAGAAGAGCAAGAAUUACCACCAAAAAUAAUUGAAGUUAUUCAUCCUGAAAGAGAAAGCACUCAAGAAGAUGUUCUAGUAAGAGAAAAGUUUAAAAGAAGCCUGCAGAGAAAUGGCAUGGAUGACACGCCUGACAAACGCACUGCCCCCUACACGAAAGGCCCCCUCAGGCAAAGGAGGCAUUACUCAUUCACAGAAGCCACUGAAAAUCUGCACCACGGGCUUCCUGCUUCAGGGGGGCCAGCCAAUGCCGGCAACACGAAGUACAGUCAGGGUACGAGCAAGCAUCUCAGUAACAGACAGGAAAUGCAGCUAGAGCAUUCUGACAGUGGGUAUGAGCCCUCAUUUGGCAAGUCUUCCAGAAUAAAAGUGAAGGAUACAACUUUCAGAGAUAAGAAAAGCAGUCUCAUGGAAGAACUCUUUGGAUCAGGCUACGUGUUGAAAACUGACCAAUCAAGUCCUGGUGUUGCAAAAGGCUCAGAGGAGCCUUCGCAAAGUAAGGAGUCACAUCCCCUGCCUCCCAGUCAGGCCUCCGCCAGCAAUGCUUUCGGAGACUCUAAAGUAACUGUGGUAAAUUCUAUUAAGCCAUCGUCACCUACAGAAGGAAAAAGAAAAAUAAUUAUUUAAAUAUAAUCAAUAUCCUACUGCAUUCUGGUUUGAUAUAAUGCUACUUAUGUGCCUUGCAUCUUAUUUUUGAAAUGUGUGAGAGAGGGAGUGUAUGUGUGUGUGUCUUUUAGUACUUAAUUGACUUUCAAUAAUUAAAUGUUUGUUUUAUUGCUAA
Messenger RNA from Chlorocebus sabaeus (green monkey), 2763 nucleotides. It is a transcript of the gene LCA5L, whose product is annotated as lebercilin LCA5 like. Gene Ontology annotation, cellular component: axoneme. The record is from RefSeq and is a predicted model, not a curated record. Gene Ontology annotation, biological process: intraciliary transport. NCBI's taxonomy places the organism in Eukaryota, Metazoa, Chordata, Mammalia, Primates, Cercopithecidae.